Messenger RNA from Closterium sp. NIES-65, 6432 nucleotides. The record is from the annotation of a GenBank genome assembly. NCBI's taxonomy places the organism in Eukaryota, Viridiplantae, Streptophyta, Zygnematophyceae, Desmidiales, Closteriaceae.
AUGCACCCUCACUCACACACAACCGCAUUCGCACGCAGGGGUGGCAAGAGCAUUCCCUUGCCCCCAUCUCACCACUUCCACUCCCCCCCCCCCCCCCGCACAUGGCAGGCCAUGGGGCGGGUGGGUGAGGGCGGGGUGGUGCUGCUGCCGCACACGCUGGUCGACACCCACGUGCGCUCCGACGCUGCCACGCUCACACCCCCCGCUGCUGCUGGCGGGGAGGGCAGCGGGGCGGGGGGGGGCUACGCGGUGUACGUGCUGAACCCGCGGGUGAUGCCGCGGCGCUACGCGUACUCGUAUGGCAGCCGGGGGGACACCGUGUGCCCGGGCACCUCCUUCCACGAUGAGGUCACCUCCUGCGCUCAUGCUUUGUGGCGCUCGCUACGUGUGGGUGGAUCUGACGGCGGGGCCGGUGAGCUACGGGCCGGCGUGGGAGGGGCGGGGGGGCGUCACUCCCGCCGCGUACCUGCGGGCAGAGCAGUACAGCAAGGAGCUGCUGCACGGGGUGAGCACACAUGCGAGCACGCGUGCAUGUGUGAGAUUGCUCGUGCUGCUCUCACGUCUGCCUGCCAUCGCUGCAUGCACCUCUUCCUCCCUCUGCACGCAUCUGCUGCUCUCCCCCUCGCCCGCUCCCGAAUUAACCCAAUCGCCUCCCACCAUGGCAGUGUGGGUCUUCCCAGUCGUGCCCGCAAGCAGCCAUUGGGAGGGCGGCAGCACUGCCACCCACUGCUUCACUCACGUCCACUACCCCCUCCCCUCCCUGCCCCUUCCUUCCCCUCACCUCCCCUCCCCUCCCUUCCCCUCCCCUCCCCUCCCUUCCCCUCCCCUCCCCUCCCUUCCCCUCCCUGCCCCUCCCUUCCCCUCCCCUCCCCUCCCCUCCCUUCCCCUCCCCUCCCCUCCCCUCCCCUCCCUUCCCCUCCCCUCCCCUCCCUUCCCCUCCCUGCCCCUCCCUUCCCCUCCCAUCCCCUCCUCUCCCUUCCCCUCCCCUCCCCUCCCCUCCCCUCCCUUCCCCUCCCCUCCCCUCCCUUCCCCUCCCUGCCCCUCCCUUCCCUGUCCCCCCACCCUCCUCUCCCUUCCCAUCCCUGCCCCUCUCCCACACGCCCUUCCCCUCCCCGCCCUCCUCUGCCCCCCCCACAGGCGUUCCUGGCGCACGUGGCAGUGCUGGUGGACAGUGCGGUGCGGCAUGUGUUUGUGCCGCCGCUGCUGCAUGCGCCCGUGGUGUACGCGGUGACCACCGACAUCUGGGUCAUUGCCAUGCACAGCGCUACCGGAGAAGGCGGGCAUGUAGGCGAUGAGGGCAUGGGGCUGGACCUCACCGCCAUCAAGGACCAGCUGCUAGCGCGCUCACCACCGGUGGUGCUGGGGGGGCAGCAGGUGCGCUUCAAGCAGGUCCACCUCUCCCUCGCCACCUGCUCCUUCUGCUCCACCGCUCUGCACCGCGCCAUGCGGUCUGGCCUGUAUGAGGCCUCCGCUGGUGCUGCUUCCAGCUCAGCAGCAGGCGUGCCAGGUGGCAUGGAGGUGCGGCGCCACCUGGACUCGGAGGAUCUGCACCGCCACCUGUCGGAGUUGUGGCCCGAGAUCACUGAGCUAGCGGGGCUGCCACUGCCGGACUAUGCGGAGCGCAACGACCCCAACCCCCACGCAGGGCGCUUCUUCCCCGUCUUCCUCUUCGACCUGCACGAGCCAUACCCGCUGCUGCUGGAUGGCCGCCACCGGGCGCUGGCGUACGACGACAUGGUGCUGGCUGUGCGCUCCACUGCCCCGCUGCUGCCCUCGCACUACAUGUGCGAGGGCGAGGUGGUGGACAUGGAUCCCAGCAACGUCACGCGCCCCGUGCUCUCCGCCAUCCUGCACACCGCCUGGGGCCUCGCGCCCACCCAUGAGGCAUGGAGCGCCAUCCACAAUGCCUCGCAGCACGACUACCGGUGGAGCAGCGGCAUCACGCCCAUGGGCCCCUUCUCACGCCACCUCACUGUCACCACCACGAUGCGGGACACGGCGCUGCGCAACGUGGUGCUGUCCACGCUCAACUCCACCAUCUCCAGCAUGCUUCACCUCCUCUCCGCGCUCCAGAGGUACGGGUCGGAGGAGGCAGCGCUGAAACCGGGCGCAGUGAGGCAGCGCUUUGAGCAGCGCUGGGGGGUGCUGCGCCACAAGCUGCAGCGCGCCGCGGCGGCCCUGUCCGCAGUGGACAUGCACUUGGCGGGGUACUAUGCGCGGUCGGCGCGGCAUGACAUGGACGCGCUGUUUGAGCUGGCAGGGCAGUCCGCGCAGGACAUGCACACCUCCUUCUCCUGCUUCCAGGUCCGCCCCCCUCCCCUUCUCCCCCUUCUCCCAUCCCUCCCUCGUCUGCCUGCCAUGCCAUGGCACUGCAUCUGUUGCUCCCUCGUCUGCCUGCCAUGCCAUGGCACUGCAUCUGUUGCUCCCUCGUCUGCCUGCCAUGCCAUGGCACUGCAUCUGUUGCUCCCUCGUCUGCCUGCCAUGCCAUGGCACUGCAUCUGUUGCUCCCUCGUCUGCCUGCCAUGCCAUGGCACUGCAUCUGUUGCUCCCUCGUCUGCCUGCCAUGCCAUGGCACUGCAUCUGUUGCUCCCUCGUCUGCCUGCCAUGCCAUGGCACUGCAUCUGUUGCUCCCUCGUCUGCCUGCCAUGCCAUGGCACUGCAUCUGUUGCUCCCUCGUCUGCCUGCCAUGCCAUGGCACUGCAUCUGUUGCUCCCUCGUCUGCCUGCCAUGCCAUGGCACUGCAUCUGUUGCUCCCUCGUCUGCCUGCCAUGCCAUGGCACUGCAUCUGUUGCUCCCUCGUCUGCCUGCCAUGCCAUGGCACUGCAUCUGUUGCUCCCUCGUCUGCCUGCCAUGCCAUGGCACUGCAUCUGUUGCUCCCUCGUCUGCCUGCCAUGCCAUGGCACUGCAUCUGUUGCUCCCUCGUCUGCCUGCCAUGCCAUGGCACUGCAUCUGUUGCUCCCUCGUCUGCCUGCCAUGCCAUGGCACUGCAUCUGUUGCUCCCUCGUCUGCCUGCCAUGCCAUGGCACUGCAUCUGUUGCUCCCUCGUCUGCCUGCCAUGCCAUGGCACUGCAUCUGUUGCUCCCUCGUCUGCCUGCCAUGCCAUGGCACUGCAUCUGUUGCUCCCUCGUCUGCCUGCCAUGCCAUGGCACUGCAUCUGUUGCUCCCUCGUCUGCCUGCCAUGCCAUGGCACUGCAUCUGUUGCUCCCUCGUCUGCCUGCCAUGCCAUGGCACUGCAUCUGUUGCUCCCUCGUCUGCCUGCCAUGCCAUGGCACUGCAUCUGUUGCUCCCUCGUCUGCCUGCCAUGCCAUGGCACUGCAUCUGUUGCUCCCUCGUCUGCCUGCCAUGCCAUGGCACUGCAUCUGUUGCUCCCUCGUCUGCCUGCCAUGCCAUGGCACUGCAUCUGUUGCUCCCUCGUCUGCCUGCCAUGCCAUGGCACUGCAUCUGUUGCUCCCUCGUCUGCCUGCCAUGCCAUGGCACUGCAUCUGUUGCUCCCUCGUCUGCCUGCCAUGCCAUGGCACUGCAUCUGUUGCUCCCUCGUCUGCCUGCCAUGCCAUGGCACUGCAUCUGUUGCUCCCUCGUCUGCCUGCCAUGCCAUGGCACUGCAUCUGUUGCUCCCUCGUCUGCCUGCCAUGCCAUGGCACUGCAUCUGUUGCUCCCUCGUCUGCCUGCCAUGCCAUGGCACUGCAUCUGUUGCUCCCUCGUCUGCCUGCCAUGCCAUGGCACUGCAUCUGUUGCUCCCUCGUCUGCCUGCCAUGCCAUGGCACUGCAUCUGUUGCUCCCUCGUCUGCCUGCCAUGCCAUGGCACUGCAUCUGUUGCUCCCUCGUCUGCCUGCCAUGCCAUGGCACUGCAUCUGUUGCUCCCUCUCAACCCCCUCCUGUGUUUUAUGUCCCUCCCGUGUGCCCCACGCCUGCUGCCAGGAGGCGCCAAUGGCGUGGUCGGUGUGGGGUGGGGGGGCGGUGCUGGCAUAUCUGGCAUUCCUGGCUACCGCUGAGGCGGCUCGUUCUUCCAGCGUGAAGUGCGCGCCGUCGCUGGUCUCGUUCCGCCACGCGCUCGUCUGCAAGCGCUGGUUGCGCGUCGCCCAACUCGUGCAUCCCGCCAUCAUCGUUCCGCUCAACCGCUUCUUCUCCGCGCGCGCCCUCGCGUCCCUCCUCGGCGCGCCCGCGACCGCGGGGUUCCCCAACCUCCGCCACCUGCACCUCGCGCCGAACGCGCUGGACACCGUCGAUCCCGCGCUCGUGCGCGCCAUCUGCGCCGGAUCUGGGCCGUCUCUAACGCACCUUACGCUGCAGCUGCACGAUGCCUGGCUACACGUGACGCGCGCGCGACAGUACUCUUUUCGUGGGAUUGGCGCGCAGGCGGCGGCGGUGGCGGAAGCGGCGCUAGCGGCGGGGGCGGUCUCGCCGGCCGAUGUCGCCGCCUUGUUCAGCUCUUGCACGCGAUUGGUCAGUCUCGACGUGAACUUUGGGAGAGGUCUUUCCGAGGUUCCCGCGGCCGUCAGCUGCCUGCAGCAGCUCACGAAUUUCGGCAUGUCCUUUGACGACGAUGGUACCACGUUACCAGCAGAGUUUGGCAGUUUGGUGCGACUGAAGCGGUUACAAAUCCGGUCGACUUCCCUCGUGCUGCCCGAUUCCUUUUGCGGCCUGCCCGCCCUGGAGCACGUCAGCUUGCGCGGUUGCGUUUUUUCCCAUCUGCCCAGCAAUCUCGGGCAGCUUCGAAACCUCAAGAAUCUCACUCUCAAACUUUUGAUGCAGCUCGUCGAGCUGCCCACCUCCAUCUGCCUCCUCUCCGCGCUUACCAGUCUGACCCUCGUGCACUGCCGCGUGCUCGCUAAACUGCCCGAAAACUUUCACCAGCUGGCGAAUCUGCGCACCAUCCACCUGGAAGCACUAAUUGCCCUCUCUGCCCUUCCAGAAUCUUUCGGUCAGCUGCCCGCGCUGCGUGACCUCACCAUUGAAGGCAACGGUCGCCUUAAGCACCUCCCACCGUCGCUCUCUGCGAGCAGAACGCUGGAGCGCCUCUCUCUCAACGAAUGCCAAGCGCUCUCAGCCCUGCCGCACGCCAUCGGUGGCAUUCCCACGCUGGCACGCGUCGACCUCCUCUUUCUCGACGCCCUCACCGCGCUCCCUGACUCCCUGGGAUGCGCGUCGCGCCUGCACGAGCUGAGCAUCGUCAAGUGUCGCCACCUUUUGGCUCUCCCGCGCUCGGUCUCCGCCCUCACCUCCCUCGCCAGCCUUACGCUCGAUGACUCCGCUGUGUGUGCGCUGCCUGAGGACUUCGGCCAGCUGUCGAAUCUGGUCCAGCUGAAGCUGUCCUGCGGGCAUUUGUCUGCCCUGCCCAGGUCGUUCGGGCAGCUGGGAAAGCUGCAGGAGCUGGGGCUCCACGCCUGCUACGGGCUACUCGAGCUGCUUGCGGUUUUUCGCAGAUCUCUCCUCCCGCAGCUGCGCCGCCUGGAGCUCUUCAACUGCGCCAUUCCGAGCCUGCCAAAGAGGUUCGGGCAGCUGACGAAGCUAGAGAUUCUCAAGGUGGGAAGCAGGGAGAGUUACACGAGGGACGGCGUGGACCCAGGGCAGCCCUCCUCAUCUGUGUGCCCAACGGCGCUCUCAGUGGCCACGCUGAAUGAACCGCUGUUGGGGCGCUGCCUGCUGCGCAGCUUGCCGCCGUCCGUCUCUUCCCUCACGUGUCUGCAGCAGCUGGUGCUGGAGGGGUGUGACGCGCUGGACAGCCUGCCAGAGGGGCUGGGCCGCCUCCCAAGGCUGCAAGUGCUGCACCUGGAUUUUGCAGAUGACUUCUUAGAAUGCCCCUCCUCCACCUCACUUGCUGCACCCAUCACCCUGCCCCCGUCCGUCACCACCGUUUCCCUGCAUGACGUCUUCGGAGAUGCGUCCUACUUGCCGGACUCCUUCCGCACCCUCACACGCCUCACCCAUCUCAGCCUGCACGAGCUCAUCUCUCUCCACUCACUCUUCGCCCCUCCCAUGCAUGGCGCCCCACCUGCUGCUGACCUCGGCACUGCAGGCACCCAAACCAUCCGAUUCUCGCUGAAGGCCCUGAAAGAGCUCACGGUGGAGGCGUGCAAUGCGCUGACGGGGCUGCCCGCGGUCAUGGGAUUCCUCUCCUCCCUCGUCCUCCUCUCCGUCACUGAAUGCAACAAGUUCGCCUCUUUCCCCGACUCCAUUGGCUCCCUCCCCCGCCUCGCCUCCCUCAAGCUCAACUGCCUCCCCCGCCUGCGCCGCCUGCCAGAGUCCCUCUCCCUCCUCCCUGCCUUGGUGAUUCUUUCCCUGGAAGACUGUGAGCAGCUGCAAGCGCUGCCGGAGGGGCUGGCAGGUGUGGGGACGUUGAGGGAGGUGAUAGUGGCGGGGUGCUGCGAGCUCAAGCAUGUGCCCCAGUCGCUGCUGGCGAGGCAAAACAUGAUCGACCUGCAGCUCAGGUGA